AAAGCCUCCCUCAGCGCGUCACUUCCCGAGCAAGAUGGCGGCGCCCGCGGGGCCAUGAACGAUGCGGCUCACUCGGAAGCGGCUGUGCUCCGCGCUGCUGGCCGCUUACUUGCUCUUCUCCCUCUACGCGGCUUACAGCGUCUUCCUGAAGCCCCGCCGCCCGGCUGCCUCGCGAGCUGCCGCCCCGAGGGAGAAGCAGGGGCGAGAACAUGCUGUUUUGGGAACUGAAGAAUGGAAUCCUUGGGAAGUUGAUGAGAAAAACGAUUUGCAACGGAAGUCUGCAAAUAGUCUUCAACUGUUAAAAAAGAUGCAAGUGCAACAGGAACAAACAGACCUGAGGGUACAAAUUUGGGGGAAAGCUGCUAUUGGCCUUUACCUGUGGCAGCAUAUCUUUGAAGGUCUGCUUGAGCCUGCUGAUGUGUCAGCCCAAUGGAGAGAAGGAAGCGUCACAGCAGGGAAAUCAUUAUUCAGCUUCAUUACGGGUCCAGCUGUAGUCCCCGGCUACUUCUCAGUAGAAGCUGACAAUGUGGUUCUGGUGCUGAAUGGCCGAGAGGAAGAAAAGAUCUCCUACGCCACUCAGUGGCUGCAUUAUGCACAAACAUUAGUACAAACUCACAAGCUGCAGCAUGUUGCUGUUGUGUUGCUUGGAAGUGAACAGUGCAGAAAUGAAUGGAUUUCCCCUUACUUAAAAAGAUAUGGAGGGUUUGUGGACCUGCUCUUCAUAAUAUACGACAGCCCCUUAGUGAACGAAGAAGAUAUUUUCCACUGGCCUUUGGGAGUUGCUACCUACAGAUAUUUUCCUGUAGUUGAACCGAGUUGGUCAAUGCUCCACACGCCAAGACCGUAUCAGUGUAAUUUCUUAGGAACCAUUUAUAAGAACUCAACACGAGAGAUCCUAGUGGACGUCCUGAAGCAAAAUGGACUCGAUAAGCUUUGUUGGAUUUCAGCCAGAGAAGAGUGGUGGCCUCAGGAAACAAAUGAGAGCCUUCGAAACUACCACGAUGCAUUGCUACAGAGUGAUCUCACGUUGUGCCCAGUGGGAGUAAAUACAGAAUGCUACAGGGUUUAUGAGGCAUGCUCAUUUGGCUCCGUUCCUGUUGUAGAAGAUGUAAUGACACCAGGCAAUUGCGGAAAUUCAUCUGUGUCCCACAGUGCCCCACUGCAAUUACUAAAGACCACGGGAGCUCCCUUUAUCUUUAUUAAAAACUGGAAAGAACUUCCUGCCAUUUUAGAAAAAGAGCAAAAUAUGACUUUGCAACAAAAGAUUCAAAGGAGGAAACAGCUUAUGGAAUGGUAUCGGCAAUUCAAAGCGCAAAUGAGACAAAAAUUUAUUAGUGCAUUGGAAAAUUCCUUUUUAGCUAAGGACGGAGGGGGUUAAUUGUUACUCUGAAUAGACUAUAGUGUAAUGAGGGUCGUAGGAAGCCAGAGCUGCUUCCCGCAUUGUUUUUUCUCUCCACGAAAUAGAAAUGUAAACAUAAAUGCAUGUCCACAAUAUAAGGAUCCUGCAUGAAUACCAGCUGUCAUUGUUGACGAAAUGGAUUCGCAUGCCACCUUGCGGUCCCAUCCACUAUGGGACUCCCCAGAGCAGAUUUGGAGGGAGAAAAAGAGGAAAGAACAUCGUUUUGCAUGAGCAGAAGUCUGCUUGUAUAGUGUUAGAUGUUGCCUAACAGCCUGAAAAUGAAUUAAGAACUCAUUUUACAAAAAAAGAAAGUCUUGUCACUGAAGAAUCUGCCUCAAAUCACAUCAAUAAGUUUAUUUGUUUAUUUUCAAUAUUUAGUUACCACCCAAUAACUAAAGUUCCUUGAGCGGUUCGUCAGUAAAAAUUGAAACCAUAGAACAUAUAAUGAAAUGUAUGUUAAAUCUAAGCAACGACAAAACAGAGCACUCCCCUAUUAGCAAGGCCCAAUUCAUGCAAAAUAAUAAGAAUUGUAAUUUUAUUAUUUGUAUCCCACCCAUCUGACUGGGUUGCCAUUCACUCUGAGUAGUAAUUUUGCAGUUACAGGUAGGUAGCCGUGUUGGUCUGCCGUAACAGUCGUCCACAGGUUUACCACCAUAGCUGCCAAGUUAUCCCUUUUUUUAAGGGAUUUUCCCUUAUGCUGAAUAGGCUUCCUUGCGAGAAAAGGGAAAACUUGGCAGCUAUGUUUACCACACCUAUCAGCCAAUCACCCAUUCCCACCACCCUUCUGAGUAAUACCCCUCCCCACCCUCUCACUAUAUAUAAGGGUCUGGUGACUUCUGUUUCAGUGUAUCUGAAGAAGUGUGCAUGCACACGAAAGCUCAUACCAAUGACAAACUUAGUUGGUCUCUAAGGUGCUACUGGAAGGUAAUUUUGCAGUAAUAGCUAUAGGGGGUGGGGGGUAGGGACAACCACCACAACUACAUAAUGACUGUGGAGCCCAGAUGCCAUUUGUAUGAAGUGUAUUCCCAUGAGGGUCUCUUCUUAUUUAACCUUGAGAAUGCAUACUCAUAGGAUGGUUAAAAAUCAUUGCCUAUGCAUGGGGGAAUCACUUCAAGCAAACAGCUUGCUGCAAGAAGCAGCCUCUAUGUGAUUGCAUUUUUGGCUGCCAUGUCACCAAUCCCAUAUAUAUAUAUGAAUGGAGCUAAUGUCUUGCAGGUCUGGGUGGAAGGGCGCUCAUAGAUGUGUAGGCAGGUGUUUGCACACUCCGCAAUACUAACGGUUCUACGGAGUACAUGCAGUUUAAAAUGCAUCUAUUUUUAAAAAGAUGAACUUAAAGUAUUAAAAAAGAAAAGUUGUGUUGCAAUUGUUUAUAAGUUGAAUAUAGUCCAGUUUAUUUCUUUCUUUAAAAAAAAUAUUGAUUAAAGAUUUUCCUCGUUU
Messenger RNA from Zootoca vivipara (common lizard), 2836 nucleotides. It is a transcript of the gene RXYLT1, whose product is annotated as ribitol xylosyltransferase 1. Gene Ontology annotation, molecular function: ribitol beta-1,4-xylosyltransferase activity. Lineage: Eukaryota; Metazoa; Chordata; Lepidosauria; Squamata; Lacertidae. Gene Ontology annotation, cellular component: Golgi apparatus. The record is from RefSeq and is a predicted model, not a curated record. Gene Ontology annotation, biological process: protein O-linked glycosylation via mannose.